Myotis davidii is the source of this 2325-nucleotide messenger RNA. RefSeq names its product actin binding Rho activating protein (gene ABRA). Gene Ontology annotation, biological process: positive regulation of Rho protein signal transduction; positive regulation of transcription by RNA polymerase II. The record is from RefSeq and is a predicted model, not a curated record. Gene Ontology annotation, molecular function: actin binding. Gene Ontology annotation, cellular component: sarcomere. NCBI's taxonomy places the organism in Eukaryota, Metazoa, Chordata, Mammalia, Chiroptera, Vespertilionidae. The transcript has 2 exons. The coding region runs from base 1055 to 2200 and encodes 381 amino acids.
ACCAGCUGUCUCUCGGCUGAUUUUUUUUGCAUUGAGUUGACAGAGUAAUUUGAGUUAACGAGCUCCUUCACAAGCUCGGUCUAGGAAGGAAUUAAACCCAAGACCCCGCUGUAUAUCAGUCUUUUCUUCUUUCUGCAAAGGAGGUUGUGUUAUUAAAAAGAAAAGGUAAUGCUUCUUAUAGUAUCCACUUAUUUUAUCUUUAUACAACAAUUUGAAAAGACUGUUAUAAAUAAUCUAUGAAAUUCAAUGUGUGUGUAGGAUUAAUGUGAAGAUUUAAAAACUGAUUGGACCAAAAUGUUGACCAUGGUCUUAAUUUAAUAUGAGCUUAAUUUAAUAUUGUUUAUACAAUAAUUGAGACCUGGGGCUGGAAAACAUGACUACUGUCAUCCCCUUUAUCUGGGCCUCAAUUUUCUCAUCUGGAAAAUAAAGGUUGGAUGAGGUGUCUUCUCAGGUCUGUAUGGAAUAGAGCUGAAGACAAAAGGAAAAGGCAACUUAGGAUCUUUGCUCACUAGGACAAAAAGAGGCACAGGCUUCGAAGCAGACGGACCUGGGUUCAAAUCUCAGAUCUUAUUUGCUUUAGGAAGUUAGAUUUCAUUGCACUCAGCUAUAAAAUGGGACCAAGCUAUUUUGAGGGCUGAUGAGGUUUAAAUUAGAACACACCUAUAAUGUUCCUAGUACAACCUGUGCACAUAUUUUAUGCUUCUAUAAAUGGUAGGACCAUAUUUUAAGGUGAAGAAAAACAUAAGGCUGAGCGCAUGAUCGAUCUAGCAAUUUCCACUCUGGCACCUGGAGAAGAAAGGGAGCGAGCAGAUCCCUGUCCUUUACCGGCAGAGAUAUCCCUCUGCCGUGAUGAAACCGGAGCUGUCAGGGUCUAAAAAAAGCACCCCAUCAGGGGGAAGGCACCACAUCUUGGCAAGAAAUGCUUCACAUACUUUCAUCGUCACCAAACACUCUUCCCACCCCACACCCUGCUUCUAUUUAAAUCCGAGGCACUCCACUGGUCCCCACUCACUUUUCGGGUGCCCAGGCUGUCAGCACGGAAGAGAAGGGAAGCAUGACUACAGGAGAGAAAGGAAGGGAGGAGGGGCCAGCCAAGAGUGCCCUGCGGAAGAUACACAGGGCCACCCUGGUGAUCAACUUGGCCCGAGGUUGGCAGCAGUGGGCAAAUGAGAACAGCACCAGGCAGGCCCAGGAGCCCGCAGGCUGGCUGCCCGGAGGGACUCAGGACCCACCUCAAGAUCCUAAACCAGUGAUACAUCCCACUCCCCACCAGAAAGCCCAGAGCGCCCCCAGGUCUCCCUCCCUAAAGCCAGAGGGGCCAGGGGAAGGACCGAGCUCAGGGGAGGCCUCGGAGGUCUCCCCUAUCAAAAGGAAAGAGGUGACCAAAACAGUUGUCAGCAAAGUUUAUGAGAGAGGAGGAGACGUGAGCCACCUCAGCCACCGGUACGAGCAGGACGGCGGCACAGCUGGCCCUGGGCAGCCGGAGGAUGACAUCGACAGGAUCCUCCACAGCCACGGCUCCCCGACACGGAGGAGAAAGUGCUGCAACCUGGUAUCCGAGCUGACCAAAGGCUGGAAGGAGAUGGAGCAGGACGAGCCCAAGUGGAGGAGCGACAGCAUAGACACGGAGGACAGCGGCUACGGAGGGGAGACGGAGGACAGGCCCGAGCAGGACGGAGAGCAGGUGGCCGCUGCCCGAAUCAAAAGGCCCUUGCCCUCCCAGGCAAAUAGAUUUACGGAGAAACUCAACCGCAAGGCCCAACGGAAAUGCAGUCAAUUGCAGGACCUGAAAGGAAAAUGGCAACAGUGGGCUGAUGAACACAUACAAUCCCAGAAGCUCAACCCUUUCAGUGAAGAAUUUGAUUAUCAGCUGGCCAUGUCCAACCGCCUCCACAAGGGAGACGAAGGCUACGGCCGUCCCAAGGAGGGAACCAAAACAGCCGAGAGGGCCAAGCGAGCCCAGGAACACAUCCAUCGGGAAAUUAUGGACAUGUGCUUCAUUAUCCGCACAAUGGCUCGCCACAGACGUGAUGGCAAGAUCCAGGUCACUUUCGGAGAUCUUUUUGACAGAUAUGUUCGUAUUUCAGAUAAAGUGGUGGGCAUACUCAUGCGUGCCAGAAAACACGGACUGGUGGACUUCGAAGGAGAGAUGCUAUGGCAAGGCCGAGAUGACCAUGUUGUAAUUACUCUACUCGAGUGAACCUUCAACAACAAAAGCCAAACUUGACCCACUAUUGUCUUAAUGCUAAAUGCUAAUUUAGUCAAAUUAAAAUGCAAACUGUUCUGUAAUAAGUAGGAUAUAAUAAACAACUUUUACAUGAAUGA